Messenger RNA from Perca fluviatilis (European perch), 2045 nucleotides. Its product is annotated as exocyst complex component 3-like. Lineage: Eukaryota; Metazoa; Chordata; Actinopteri; Perciformes; Percidae. Gene Ontology annotation, cellular component: exocyst. The record is from RefSeq and is a predicted model, not a curated record. Bases 282 to 1793 code for a protein of 503 amino acids. The transcript has 11 exons. Gene Ontology annotation, biological process: exocyst localization; exocytosis. Gene Ontology annotation, molecular function: SNARE binding.
CGAGGGAGUUUCCUUCACUCAGCGGACAGCUCUGAGCUCAGAGAAGGCAGCAGACAGCUCUCUCACUCUCUCUUCUCUCUCUGGUUAUUUCUGCAACUCAUCCCUCGUUGCGCUGCGACUAGCGACCUGCACACACAAAGGCUGAUCCAAGACAAGCCAGGGGUGGGGGGGAGCAACAGCAGCAGCACAACCACCACCUGCAUAACCCUCCACCACCACCCUCCCUCCAUCUAAACGGCCCAAGACCUUAUCUCUGCUGCUGUCGCUACCACCACCUCAUCAUGUGCGACUGUUUCCGCCUGGUUUUCUCCAACUGGCAUGCCCCCUCCUCGGGGACGGAAAAGCAACAGGCCGGUACCUGUUGUGACAACGUUGUGGCUCAGAACAAUUCCAACAGGAACGAGGAACAACACCUGCAGAGUGAAGAACAGAUCCGUCAGCAACUAACUGAACUUCUAGGUGUGGCCCCAGAUGCCGACAACAUACAAAGAUAUGUGUCCCAGCGCUUCCCAAAGCCACCGGUAGAUGUGGACCAGAACCUCCCUCAGCACCUGUUAAAUGUGCAGGAAACUAUGCACAAAGACCUUGUAAAGCUGGGUCCCCUGUUUAAACCAAUGGGGUUGAUGGGAUGUCUGAUUGAAAGCUACCAUCGUCAGACAUUUGAACACCUCGAUGAUCUACUCAACAAAAUCAGCUCCUCCAAGAAUUGCUUUGCGCUGAUGAUGUGGCUCCGAGAUACAUAUCUGAGUCAGGAGCUAUGUGAUCGGUCUGACCUGCAAGAAAUGGAUCCCAUGAAAACAGUUGACAUACUGCUGUUCACAGAGUGUGCAGCAAAAGCAAAGGACAAACUGCUGGAACAUGUGAAGACAGAGGUCAGAGGGAUCCUUGAGGGAAUCCUGCAGCAUGAGAGAAGCAAAGAAGCUUACAAUGAACUUAAUCUGGACACUAUUCAGUGCAUUGAUGCCAUGCACAGAACAGCACAAAACAGCAGCCAAAAACUCUCUGACUACGUGCAGGAGGUUUGUUUCCAAGAGCUGGGGAUGUUUCUGAAGAGCUACACCACUAUGCAGAUUGAGAUUCUUGAAGAGAAAGCAAAAAUGGACAAACCAGAAACAAAACACUUCUUUAAGACUUUGAACAACUGUAAUAAACUCGAGCAGUAUGUCCAGACCAAAGCUAAAGGCAUCCUUCUCAAGGAAACCAAAGACCAUAGCCUCUUUGAGGAAACCAUGGCAACGCUUAGAAACAUGGAGGAUUUUACUUUGGAUCUUCUGAUGAAAGUCGUAGCUAACACUGCAAAGAGCCACCUUAAGAGAUACUUCAAAUCAGACAGCAAGGAAUUCUCUCUCCUAAUCGACGAAGUAAAGAGUCUUUUCUCUGAGCUGUCAUGCUGUCAGGAUAUAGGCCUACAAAAGAGAGUGAUAGACGAGGCCUACAAGCUCAUCGUUCACUAUUACCUGAAAUAUCUUAUCAAAAUCAAAGAGAGCAAACUGAGAAAGUGCGGGAGUCCAAAUGUUGGACAAACAGUCGCUAAGGAUGCAGAGAUUCUUCACGACACCUUCUCUGCCCUGGCUCCUGGUGUCCGACAGUGGAACCUCAUGCUGCUGAAAGUCAAAGAACUGUUGGAGUGUGAAAGCAUCGAUGCGACAAAGCUGACAGUUGGAAGCAUGCAGACAGAGUGUUGCACAUGGAGCGAGGACAGGAAACUCCUGCCCGAACUGCUGAAAUGGAAAGGUCUCUCUGGACGGGAGUUAACGGAGGUGCUGAAGGUCCUGGAGGACCUCCCUAGAUAAGUUAUGAAGUUAUGAACUAUGGAUCUAUGAGACUGAACGAUGACCACCACGGUCUUACCUUGAAUGAUGCAAUCCUUCAACCCAUGGGGACGUGCACAGAGACAUUUGGAAGGGCUAUUGCUCUAAUCUAGAAAAAAGGCACCCCCCCCCUCCCCCCACUCCAUUCAACCUUCAAAGAUGGAGAUGUCUACAAAGGAAACAUUAUAAUUCUGAAUAAGUUCUACAGUUAGGCCUGUCACGAUAAAAAAUUUC